Leptomonas pyrrhocoris is the source of this 1460-nucleotide messenger RNA. RefSeq lists its product as hypothetical. NCBI's taxonomy places the organism in Eukaryota, Euglenozoa, Kinetoplastea, Trypanosomatida, Trypanosomatidae. The transcript has a single exon. The coding region runs from base 225 to 1460 and encodes 411 amino acids. The record is from RefSeq and is a predicted model, not a curated record.
GUGCAUUCAGUCUUGUUUUUCCUCCGUGUUUUACGCACACCGAGAUACACCCGCAUAAACGGGAGGCGCUUCACAAACCGCACACAAUUACUUGUGAACGAUUUCACCUUGCAAAAUUAUUUUUCAUUCAUCAAGCAAGGGCGUGCACCGUUACCCUUUACGUUGACCAACGUUUUCGUAUUGCUCUUGUCAUUGUCAUCGUUGAACUCUCAGUGCGAAAGAAGAUGAGUGUCUCGUGCGAAGCGGUGUUCUCCGCAAUCAUUGUCAUUGUGGCGGGAUUGCUGUUCAUCGACCUUGUGCCCCUGCAAGAGACGAUGCGCUGUCCUGGAAACUACACCAACUCCACGGAGUGCCCGGAGGUGUUCUUCUCCUCCACGUAUCAACAGGCGCGUGAUCGAUUUCUCGCUGCCGCUGAAGCCGCACACGGGGCCAUUGAGCAUCAUCUCAUUGCCAGGGAGAGCAGCACGGAGUACUACAUGGACACCGUCUUCUUCGCAGGUAAGCAACCUGGCAAGCUUCUCGUGCACUGCAGCGGUACCCACGGAGUGGAGGGCUACACGGGGAGCGCGAUUCAAGUGAAGCUGCUGCAGGAGUGGAACGAGACGGCGCUGUCGGGGCCCUCCAUACUUUUCGUCCACGCCGUCAACCCUUUCGGCAUGGCGCACUUCCGUCGCUUCAACGAAGAGAACGUCGACCUGAAUCGCAACUACCUGACAGAGGAGGAGUGGAAGCUGAUGCAGGCGCGCGACCCGAACAUCGCCGGGUACGAGGACCUCCGCGCCUUACUCGUGCCCGAUGCAUCUCCUCGCUUUAUCGACAGGUACGUUUUCUUCUUCACCGCCGCCAAGGCGCUCGCGCGCCACGGCUUUGCGAAGCUGAAGCGUGCCUUUGUCACGGGUCAGUACCACGACCCUCAGGGCAUUUACUACGGCGGGGACAGGGAGCAGAAAAGCGUGGCGGUGCUGCGCUCGAUCUUGAAGACGUACGCAGAGGCCGCCAAGGCGACAGAGACCAUUUUUAUCGACGUGCACACCGGCCUCGGCCCGACAGGGGUGGACACCUUCAUGGUGAGCGACGCACACGCAGAGGAGAAGGCAAAGCGAGUCUUUACCGAGGCGCGGGUGCAGAACGACAAGACGGCCUCGCGGGGGCCCAGCAGCGGCUACGACCUCGCUGCAGGGAUUAUCCGCCCGGUUGACGUGCUCGGCGAAGACGCCCUGGUGGUCACCGAGGAGUUCGGUACCGUGAACUCCUUCUUUGUAGCACGCGCGACGGUGCUUGAAAAUGCGGCCUACCGCCUGUGCCGCGGCAGCUACGUGCACGUCGCCAUGCAGACAUGGAUGCGGGACGCUUUCUACCCGCAGGAGAUCAAAUACAAGCAGUCUACACUGAGGCGGGGGUGCGCCGCUUUCUGGCACGCUUUUCAACAUCUCUCCACCGCUGUUGGGCCGAACGGAUGA